Messenger RNA from Polyodon spathula (Mississippi paddlefish), 1238 nucleotides. RefSeq names its product netrin-G2. The record is from RefSeq and is a predicted model, not a curated record. NCBI's taxonomy places the organism in Eukaryota, Metazoa, Chordata, Actinopteri, Acipenseriformes, Polyodontidae. The coding region runs from base 1 to 636 and encodes 211 amino acids. The transcript has 4 exons.
AUGGAUUUGGGACAGGCUAUCGGCUCCAAUCCCCCGGGGAGAGGAGCAGGUUCGCUGAAGAAUCUCCCCACCCUCUCCUCCACAGAACGCUGCUUUGCUCUCUCCCUGUCAGGCUGCGAGUGCUAUGGCCACUCUAACCGCUGCAGUUAUAUUGACUUUCUCAACAUCGUGACUUGCGUCAGCUGCAAACACAACACUAGGGGGCAGAACUGUGAGCACUGCCGCCUGGGACACUUCAGGAACGCGACCGCGGAGCUCGACGACGAGAAUGUUUGUAUAGAGUGUAACUGUAACCAGAUGGGCUCCCUCCACGACCGGUGCAAUGAGACGGGUUACUGCGAGUGUAGAGACGGGGCCACCGGACAGAAAUGUGAAGACUGCCUGCCCGGAUACUACUGGAGGCAGGGCUGUUUCCCAAACGUCUGCGAUGAAGAGUUCCUGCUCUGUCAGAACGCAGGGACUUGCUACGAGGGCCAGAGGUGCUUGUGCCCGCCAGGGUUCAAGGGGGUCCUGUGUGAACAGCCCAAGUGUGAUUCUGGAGAGGGGGACUGUGAUGCUGCCUCAACCUUGUUCCUCAGCCUGGCCACAAUCCUGCUUUGUGCACUGCUCCACCAGCUAGCCACAUUAACUGCUUAGUGAUCGCAGGCAGGCAGGGGCGAGGAGGACUUGGCGCCCCCCUUUCUAACAUCGAAAGGUGCUUUGGAUGGUUAGGACAGACAUGGACAACUUAAGCCAAUUGUAGAUUGGUGGGCUUUUCUGCUUUUGCCAGUGACUUUCAUACCAAAAAACCCCCCACAAAACUAGAGAGACAUUAUUCUUCUUGUAAUUAUCAUUCAUUUACCCCACUUAAUGAUGCACUUAUCCAUAUCACGUUGGAGAACUGAGAUGGAUUAUAACGAUGCUGCAGUCUACAACAAUUUCGUUUUUGAAACAGACUUUGUUUCCCUCUCCCCGUUUUCCUUUAUUUGCAGCGAUUUUUGUUUCCUUUCAUCCAUUGCCUAGAGGUUUGUGAAGAAGGUUAAAGGGAAUCUAGUUACUGUUCACUCCUCCUGAUAGUGGCUGGAAGCUGCCAGGGAACAGAACUUAUCCAAAUGAAAGAAAAUCUAAAAAAAUAUAUCAAUAUUAUAUACUGUAACUGUUUAAAUAUUUUUUGUAGAAAUCGUUAUUUUUGUUCAAAGUAAACAUGAUCAUGAAAAAUAUAUAUAUAUAUAUAAAUAAAAAUGAACAAAGAAAUUCCA